This is a messenger RNA of Carlito syrichta (Philippine tarsier), 895 nucleotides long. Its product is annotated as receptor-type tyrosine-protein phosphatase R. The transcript has 6 exons. Gene Ontology annotation, biological process: protein dephosphorylation. The record is from RefSeq and is a predicted model, not a curated record. Bases 176 to 856 code for a protein of 226 amino acids. Gene Ontology annotation, molecular function: protein tyrosine phosphatase activity. Lineage: Eukaryota; Metazoa; Chordata; Mammalia; Primates; Tarsiidae.
AAAUAGUACCAGGCAGUUACCUCCAGGUGACUAAAUGAGGCUUCAUCUCAGCACACAAGCUAGGAAGCUUUAUGAUUAGUCCGGCUUGCUAUGGUGAGGAAAUAACACAAAGACGAGUCCAAAUGGAAGUCGAAUCCAUCACAAUAUCCAGUCAAUUUACAAACAGACACUGCAAAUGGAUGUAAGCAAGCUGAACAUAACCUUGCUUCGGAUAUUCCGCCAAGGAGUGGCUGCAGCUUUAGGACUCUUACCCCAGCAAGUGCACAUCAACCGCCUCAUUGAAAAGAAGAACAGUGUUGAACUAUUUGUGUCUCCUAUAAACCGAAAAACAGGAAUUUCUGAUGCUCUGCCAUCUGAGGAAGUGCUGCGUUCACUUAAUAUCAAUGUUUUACAUCAAAGUUUAUCCCAAUUUGGGAUUACAGAAAUCUCCCCUGAGAAAAAUGUUUUACAAGGGCAGCAUGAAGCGGACAAAAUCUGGAGCAAAGAAGGAUUUUAUGCUGUUGUCAUUUUUCUCAGCAUCUUUGUUAUUAUAGUAACGUGUUUGAUGAUACUUUACAGAUUAAAAGAAAGGUUUCAACUUUCCUUGAGACAAGAUAAAGAAAAAAACCAGGUGAUCCACCUAUCACCCAUUGUACUACAGCCAGCACAGUCUGAGGUGAAGUCAGUCCACAGCAUGGUCCAACCUGAGCAGGCCCCAAAGGUGCUGAACGUUGUUGUGGACCCCCAAGGCCGAUGCACGCCUGAGAUCAAAGCUACCACCUCUACCUCUGUCUGUCCUUCUCCUUUCAAAAUGAAGCCCAUUGGACUUCAAGAGAGGUCCAGCCGUGGGACAAAGGAAGAGACCAGAAAAGGAUGAGGAAGACGCCUGGAAAAGAUCAGUGGUGAGUCCAGGACU